GAGUGCCACGUAUCUUUAUUGAUCAGGAAAUUAACUCAUAGCCUAUCAGAACACUGUUGGUGGGGAGUAGCAGGAUGCACCGCAUCGAUUCUUUGGAUCUGGCGGGAUGCCACAAACGUCAUCUCAAGCCUUCAAAACUGUUCAAAGCCAUAAGAAAACAAGGACUUCUGCCCAAGCAGGUACAGAAUUUAAGGACUUGCGAUUAUGUGGAUCCUUCCCGUGACCAGGGGCUUGGAGAUGCCCCUAGCCGCGUCUUCAAGACUCCACCUGAGACGCUGCAGAGAUCUGUGAAGCAAGACCAGGUUCUGCCUAUUCAGCAUUUCGCUUACAAGACUGACUGGAAGGAUUACCUUGGGCCUUUUGACAUGGGGGUGACUUAUACUGUUAGCAUUUAUAAAUUUGCCAUGAAAAAAUGGCAGAGAUGCCUGAGAACCACGUGGUUGAUGGACAAGGAGGCGGCUGGCCUUGUCUGGGGACUCCUGGCACUUGUGUGCCGAGAGACCAGAAGAGUGAUGGGUCAGCAUAUUGCCAAAUUGCUCAUAUCAAACCCACUGGCCUUUGAGAAGGAUGAGAAUCUUCUGUCCUCUGGCGAAGGACACCAGGCCCUUGUCAACCUCAUUAUCUUUGGCAAAAAAGAAGAAGCUGAGCAAUUAGCCAAGAGGGAUGCUCUGUGGGACCAUUGGGUCAUCCUGAAGGGCUUUGCCAAAGGCUCAUGUGAUGCAAUUGUUCUGAGGCUUAUUGAACACCUAAAAGCAAAUGACCCCAUGAAGACCUAUUUUCAAAUCUUGAUGGGAAAAGUUCCAGCAGCAGCUUGUGAGUGGGGCAAGAACAGCUGGGGUGAUUGGCGCCCCCAUCUGGCCAUGGUUCUUUGUUAUAUGAACCAAAAUAUCCUGAAGAAGGAUAUCAUGGAAACAAUGGCAGAGACCUUGGCAUCACAUGGAAAGCCCAACUCUGCAUAUCUCUGUGAUAUAAUAAUGCAUUUGCAUUGUGGCAUAUUUCUGGAAUGGUCUAAAUUGCGCAUUAGGGGAAUCAGGAGCAGACCAUUCCUGAGAUCGACCAGGGCAGCAGUCGAGAGGAUGGAGGUCUAUGAUUAUGUGCUGGGCCUAAGAACAGACCAGCCGUUCAUCUCAGAGUAUCAGCAUUAUAGAACACUGUACUCCAGGAUGCUGUUGCGAGCUGGCUACAUCCAGCAAGCGCUGCAUUUCUGUGAGUCAGUGGGAACAACGCUGAUAUACUCAGCAGAUGUCAACCGUCGAUUUCUGGCGGACUUUGUGAAGCUCUGUUCAGAAUUCCAUGUCAGCCAGCGGGACUUUAUUGCGCCGAGGUGGAUGUACAUCCUCAGGGACAUGGCAGAGAGGAUUAUUUUGAACAAAGAACACAGGAGUGCUGCCAUCAAGGCACCUGAGGACGUCAAGGUUGUAGAGGCUGAAGUGGCCCCAGAGAAGCCUGGCACUGCCACCACCUCUCCUGACCAUCAGUCUGGCCCUGGCACUGCUACCACCUCUCCUGAUCAUCAGCCUGACACUGCCACCACCUCUCCUGAUAAUCAGCCUGACACUGCCACCACCUCUCCUGGCCAUCAGUCUGGCCCUGGCACCAUCACUCCGGACCACCAGUUUGACCCUGGCACUUCCACUUCGGCCCAUCAGUCUGGCUCUGGCUCUGCCACCACCUCUCAUGCCCAUCAGUCUGGCUCUGGCUCUGCCACCACCUCUUCUGGCUCUGCCACCACCUCUCAUGCCCAUCAGUCUGGCUCUGGCUCUGCCACCACCUCUUCUGGCUCUGCCACCAACUAUCAUGCCCAUCAGUCUGGCCCUGGCACUGCCACUCCGGACCACCAGUCUGGCACUGCCACCACUUCUCCUGGUCACCAGCCUGGCACUGCCACCACUUCUCCUGGUCACCAGUCUAUCACUGCCACCACUUCUCCUGGUCACCAGUCUGGCCCUGCCAUUUCCUCUCCUGACCAACAGUCUGGCCCUGCCAUUUCCUCUCCUGACCAGCAGUCUUGCUCAACCACCACAGAAAAAACAAAAAAAAAGAAGAACAAGGGAUGCUUCGGGUGGCUCAGCUGCUUUAGAUGCUUCUGCUUCCGCAGAAAAAAGAUGCAUUAGCACCCAUAUGAUGAAACACACACAGGCUGAGAGAGAGCAGGGACAAAGAAAGGCUAGAGAUCAUCUUCUACCAGCAGCUGAGAUACUCAUAUCAGACACAUCAUUAAAUCAGAAAAAGAUCAGAGUGUGGUGUUUUAUGUCCUGAUGCUAAUAAGGAUUCAUUCAGAAUUGGUUGUACCCUUCUAAAAUACUUUGUUAACAUUACAUGAGGCAUACACUGUUUGUUCAAUCUCCAAUACACUCUUAUGUGUUUUUAAGUAUAUUCUUUCAGUCACUUGCCUUCAUUUUGAUAGGACAGUGAGAAGUGACAGGAAGUAAGUGGAAAAGAGAUGGGGUGGGAUUGGGAAAUGACUGUGGGUUGAAUUUGAACCCGGUCCCUCUAGGCCCUGGGACAAGAAUGUGGUACGAAUGCUGUACAGUUGCCCCUCAGUCAUGUGUGUUAACAACUUCAUCAC
Messenger RNA from Alosa alosa (allis shad), 2569 nucleotides. RefSeq names its product protein transport protein Sec16B-like. NCBI's taxonomy places the organism in Eukaryota, Metazoa, Chordata, Actinopteri, Clupeiformes, Clupeidae. Gene Ontology annotation, biological process: COPII vesicle coat assembly; Golgi organization; autophagy. The coding region runs from base 75 to 2114 and encodes 679 amino acids. The record is from RefSeq and is a predicted model, not a curated record. The transcript is spliced from 13 exons. Gene Ontology annotation, cellular component: ER to Golgi transport vesicle membrane; endoplasmic reticulum exit site.